CCGACGAAACGCCUCAACGAGCCCAUAUGCGUCAUUCCACUUAAAGGGGAUGUUCGGUCCUUGUACGUUCAACCGCGCCGGAUGUCGUCUCCUACUUGACCUACUGUCAAAAAUACAACAAUUCCAAAGAGACCUUCCUUAAUACCGAGUAGAGAUAAGGAAAGAUAUUUCCAAUAAGCGCUAACAUCUCUAAACGAACACAUCUACGGGUGCUGCUAUGGCUGAAGAAAAUAUUUUUCUUUUCGUCCCAAAUUUGAUUGGCUAUGCCCGCAUAGUUCUGGCACUGCUGGCUUUCUACUUCAUGCCAUGUUGCCCAGUUCUAGCAGUGCUCUGUUAUCUUGUCAGUGCCCUCUUGGAUGCCUUCGAUGGGCAUGCUGCUCGUGCCCUCAACCAAGCUACUAAGUUUGGUGCAAUGCUGGACAUGCUAACAGACCGCUGUGCUACUAUGUGCCUGCUGGUGAACCUGGCUAUGCUCUACCCGUCCUACGCCUUCCUCUUCCAGCUCAGUAUGAGCUUGGACAUCGCAAGUCACUGGCUGCAUCUGCAUAGUUCAAUGAUGAAGGGAGCUUCAAGCCACAAGACGAUUGAUCUGUCUGGGAACCCCAUCCUUAGGCUCUACUAUACCUCCAAGUCGGUGUUAUUUGUUAUGUGUAUGGGCAAUGAGCUCUUCUUCUGCCUGCUGUACUUCAUGUAUUACAUCGAGGAGACACACGUGUGGCUACAGGGACUGCUGGUAGUAUGUGGGGUGAUAUGUGCCCUGAAAUCUGGGAUCAGCCUGCUGCAUCUCAUCACUGCUUCCAGGAACAUGGCUGCCAUUGAUCUUGCUGACAGGGAGAAGCAAAGGGGCAAGACUGAGUGAAAGAGGGGUAUGGGGAAAAUAAUAAAAGCAGUGGACAGUUGGGUAGAUAAGGGGGAUGGGGAAUGAGAUUAAAAUGUAUGGAAAGGCCAAUACAUUGAAUAGGCAUGGUUAUGUAGUAGAAGGAACAAAAUUGAGUUUUUGUGAGAGGCAGGAUGGAGAAAAUAUCGGGACCAUUUAAAAUUAUACUGUAAGUAUUUAUUUCUGAAUGACCACUAGAGGAGUAUAGUCUUGUUUUAUGGCAUAAUUUGAGAGUGAAUUUAUUCUUUUGAAGUGCUACAAUGUUCAAGCUAAUCUAGUUAUCACAUUCUCCAUGACAAUCCAUAAUAUUUGUGGAGUUCCAUGUGCUGACAGCCUCUACACAUUUAAGAGUACUCGCUAGUUAUUGUAGGAUGAACAAUUGGUUACUCUUCAAAUUAUUUUCAAAGAAAAGUUUACUGAAGAUAUGCCACAGUCUAUUCAUUUGCAAUGUAAAAGUACAAUUUUACUGAAACUUUUAAAACAGUUUAAGGAUGAGAAUGUAGAAAUGUUAUACAAAUGGGAAGACUUGACAUUAUUAUCAUGCUUUUCUAAUGUAAACUGUGAAAAUUGCCAAUUGUGUGCCCACUUUACCAUAUUGCAGUUUAGAUAGAUUAAUUUGUAACUUUUUUAUUGUUUAUUUGUUUAUUAACCCCCCCUUAUCCGGAUUAAGUUCAGCCUCUCUUCAGGCCCAAAUUAUAGCGAAAGACUACUGUUAUUUGAAGUUUUGUUGUUGCUGUUCUUUUCAUGAUAAUUCUGUUUGGUUGAUAUUAUAAGUAGGUGUUCUGGGCAUGUUUGUUUUGUUUUAGAUCAUGUGAUGACAACAAAAUGCAGUUAUUACAGUACACAUGCAUUUGUACUUUUAGCGUCACAUUUGUCACUGAGGAACAUAAAUAUAGUUUGGGAAAAUGGCAUCAAAAAUACAAUCCUACACAUGCGCACCCAUCAUGAAAAGACCAAAUUGCUCACAAUCAAAUACAGAUUGUCUGCAAAGAUAUUGGAUUCAUACGGGGACCAUUUGGAAUGGACUGGCUUCUGCUUGUGUGCCACAAUGCAAAUUUGGGUGUGUUCUUAUUUCUCAUUACAGUAUUCAGACUUUGCUUAAAUGGGAAUGGCCUUUCAGAAAGAUUUGACCACUCCAUUUCUUCAUGGUCACAGUCCAGAAUCUCUCAUAAUCACUUGAAUUCAUCCAGGGCUCCAGGACUAGUACCAUCUCUCCUAAACAGCAUUUUGUUGAGAAAUCAUUCUAUAAUGAUUUUAUAGAUAAGUCCAAGUUUGUUUUGUUUUUUGCCAUGCUGAUCUUUCAAUGUAUUUAUUUCCUAAGAUGUACUUUAUUUGGGAGUAUAUGAAUUAAUAUACAGAUAAAGUUUAAGCUUUUAAGCCGUUUGGUGCAGUGCUUCAGUCAUGCGGUUAAACUUUUGAAUGUUUCAAAGUAUGGUAAAUGAUGAAGCCACAAUAAACACAAUCUAUGAGCCAAA
Molecule: messenger RNA, 2352 nt
Organism: Conger conger (European conger)
Lineage: Eukaryota; Metazoa; Chordata; Actinopteri; Anguilliformes; Congridae
Gene: cdipt
Product: CDP-diacylglycerol--inositol 3-phosphatidyltransferase (phosphatidylinositol synthase)
Exons: 6
Coding region: 218-859 (213 amino acids)
Biological process (GO): phosphatidylinositol biosynthetic process
Cellular component (GO): Golgi apparatus; membrane
Molecular function (GO): CDP-diacylglycerol-inositol 3-phosphatidyltransferase activity
Source: RefSeq, a predicted model, not a curated record